Brassica oleracea var. oleracea is the source of this 2832-nucleotide messenger RNA. RefSeq lists its product as uncharacterized. Gene Ontology annotation, biological process: intracellular monoatomic cation homeostasis. Lineage: Eukaryota; Viridiplantae; Streptophyta; Magnoliopsida; Brassicales; Brassicaceae. Gene Ontology annotation, cellular component: mitochondrial inner membrane. The record is from RefSeq and is a predicted model, not a curated record.
CAUCAUCAAUUCAAGCGAGCCCAGCGAUAUAUCGUUUUGCCUCGUUUAAUCUUCGUCAUCCAGAGGAUAUUCGCAGCUGAAUUGGCUUUUCUUGUGUAAGCUUUCAUGGUAGAUGGCCGUUAAGCUACAACGGCCGGGUCCUUUAUCGUCAAGCUCUUCAAACCCUUGUCUUUCGCGGAUAUCCAUUGGAACCUUUGUUUCCUGCAGAAGACUGGUAGAGUUGGAUUAUAUAUCAAACUGCUUGGAAAACUCAAGGACCUCUCUUCUUCAUAGGAAACUGUUUGGAAACAAGAAGAUAAGCUGCUAUAAAUCACGGAGGACUAUGCAGCCUUUUCCUCUUGCAUCUGCUGACGACGUUGUGGCUGUCAAUGGGACUCCUCAUAGCGAUGAUGUUGAGGAGAUGGGGGCUAAACUCAGUGUUUCUAUACAAGAUGAGUACAACUGUGAUGAACUGGUUCAGUCUUUGCAUGAUGCUGCCAAAACUUUUGAACUUGCUCUUUUAAAGAAGAUUUCUUCUUCCAAGUUACCAUGGUUCUCAUCAGCCUGGCUGGGGGUCGACAGAAAUGCAUGGGUUAAGACAUUUUCUUAUCAGGCUUCAGUGUAUUCAUUACUACAAGCUGCAAUUGAGGUUUCAUCUAGAGGAAUCAACAGAGACGAAGAUCUUAAUGUCUUUGUGCAAAGGAGUUUAUCUCGCCAAGCUGCUCCUCUUGAUAGUGUGAUGCGGGAUAAACUAUCUUCCAGCCACCCGGAAGCCAAUGAAUGGUUUUGGUCUGACCAAGUUCCUUCUGCAGUGACAUCUUGUGUGCAUUGUUUUGAAAGGGACCAACGAUUUGUUGCUGCUACUUCUGCCUAUGCCAAAGGAAAGUCCUCAGCUGCAAGCAAUGAGAUAGAUGUGUCACUUCUCAUGCUUGUGCUCAACUGCAUAGCAGCAGUCACAAAACUCGGCCCAACAGAGCUUUUGUGCUUGCCCUUCUGCUCUAUGAUUCCAGAUACUACAGGAAGAUUGAUGGACAAAUUUGUUGACCUUGUUCCACUCCCUCAGGCCUAUCGUUCAAUGAAAAGCCUCGGUCUACGCAGAGAAUUUCUUGUUCACUUUGGACCACGUGCAGCUGCGUGUAGAGUAGAAAGUGACUGCUCUACAGAUGAGGUUGUCUUCUGGGUCGAUCUCAUACAAAACCAACUGCUUCGGGCUAUUGAUCGAGAGAAAAUAUGGUCGAGAUUGGCAACAUCUGAAAGUAUCGAGGUUCUGAAAAGAGAUUUAGCUAUUUUUGGAUUCUUCAUUGCUUUAGGAAGGAGCACCCAGACUUUUUUAGCUGCAAACGGUUCUGAUUCUCUGGAGAAUCCUGUAGAAGACCUUGUCAGGCACUUCAUUGGGGGCAGUCUCCUGCAAUAUCCUCAACUUUCAGCUAUUAGUUCAUACCAGUUGUAUGUUGAGGUUGUCUGUGAAGAACUAGAGUGGCUUCCUUUCUAUCGAAAUAAAAGGGAGCCGCAACCAGGCAAACAAGCACAUGGGCAUAAGAGCAAACCAGAAGGGCCACCUGAUUAUGAUGCUCUUCCUCAAAUAUUUGAUGUUUGCUCUUAUUGGUUACAGAGCUUUAUUAAAUACAGCAAAUGGCCAGAGAAUCCUUCUAAUGUCAAGGCAGCAAAGUUCUUAUCCAAGGGGCACAACAAGUUAAUUCAGUGCAAGGAAGAACUGGGGAGAUCAAGUUUGGCAGUAACAGAAGCAGGAUUUGUUGACAUGAAUGCAUUAUCAACUGAAGAUUCGAGCCCAUUUGACAAGGCUCUAGAGAGUGUAGAUGAAGCUCUUGUGAGACUGGAAAGCUUGCUACAACAGUUGAAUGCAUCAAGCUCAGCCUCUGGUAAGGAAGAAAUAAAAGCCGCUUGCUCUGACCUAGAGAAAAUAAGGAAACUUAAGACAGAGGCUGAAUUUUUGGAGGCGUCUUUCAGAGCCAAAGCAGCUUCCCUUCAAGAGGGAGGUGGUGGCAGUGGCUCUCAGGAGUCAUCUGAGGAAAGACAUCAGAAUCUAAACGGAAACGACACAAAUAAUUCAAUAAGUUCUGUAGCUCAAGGCACAGGUAAGAAUCGUGGAUUCUGGGGUUUCUUUGAGCGCCCUAUAAGGAGGAAGUCUGCUCCCAACUUAUUGGCAGAUGAAUAUAUUGAGAGAUCCAGAGAAAAGGUUGAUAGCGUGGAUUCAGAACCCAAUGAGAUUUAUCGGUUCGAACUUCUGAGGAAUGAGCUGAUAGAGCUGGAGAAGCGGGUCCAAGGAAGUACAGAUGACUCGUUAAAUGAAGAGGGAAGUACCUCUGGGGAUCCUUCUACAUCAAGCAGUAGUACGAAAGGUGUGGAGUUGGUUCAGAGCUCAAAGAGAGAAAGGGUCAUUGAGAAAACACUCGAUAAAAUCAAAGAAACAAGCACAGACGUGUGGCAAGGAACUCAGCUUCUUGGAUCUGAUUCAUCUGCUGCUAUGGAGCUGCUUAGGAGGUCUGUAAUAGGAGACGAAUUAACAGAGAAAGAAAAGAAAGCUCUGCGCAGAACCGUGGCUGACUUAGCAUCAGUUGUUCCCAUUGGUGUCCUUAUGAUUCUUCCUGUCACACCAGUUGGCCAUGCGGCUAUACUUGCUGCAAUUCAAAGAUAUGCCCCAGGCUUGAUACCUUCAACAUACGGAUCCGACAGAUUGAACCUAUUAAGACAGCUCGAGCAGGUCAAGCAAAUGCAAAACGAAACGGAGCCUGAGGAAGAAACAGAACCAUGACUACAUGAAGAUGCAAAUUUCAUUUUAUUACCUCACUUUGUGUAUAGAGAAUCUCAUUCCAUGUGACACGUGUUGUUAAA